AGACGACCAUAAACAAAGGCGAAAGAGAACGAUUCACUUCCUUAAAAGAUUCGUUCGAAAACCCAAAUUCGUUCACAAACACUAACCGUGCCUCCAACCCAUUUUGAAUUUUUUUUUUACCGAGGUGUGGUUAAUUUUAAUCCCGCCUCACUUUGAAGGGUGUGAACCGACGGGAACUGCGCGACCCACAAAGCCUGGAAAACAACUUUCGUUUGACUUCCCCGAAGUGGCGUACAGCUGUGCUAGUUACGCCAAGAGCAAUGGCAGAAUUUGUCAAGGCGCAGAUCAAGGGCGACAAAGUAGUUGUGUUUCUGAAGCCGUCCUGUCCUUACUGCGUGUGCGCUAAGGAUGUUUUGUCCAAAUAUAAAUUCAAAAGUGGACGCUUAGAGCUGAUUGACAUCAGUGGGCGCAGUGACAUGGGCAGCAUACAAGACUACCUGCAACAGAUCACAGGCGCGCGCACCGUUCCCCGGGUCUUCAUAGGGGAGCAGUGCAUUGGAGGAGGAAGUGAUGUUGACGGUCUGGACCGUUCUGGAAAACUGGAAGGCAUGUUGCAGGCAAUCGGAUCUCUGCAGUGAAGGGCGUCAAGAAGGGGUCACAUGAUGCUGCAGCGAGACUUGCGGAUCUGCCGUCUGCGCUGCUGGUACUCGCUGAGCUCCUGUAGGUAACCUCUGGAGGGCCAGCGCAGUCGCUCCACCUGCUCACGCUCCUCAUCUGUCCAAAAAAAAAAAAAAAAAAAAAAAAAAAAAAAAAAACCAUCACAGGAAACUUUUGCUACAGUGUUCCCUCCUGUUGAACGCCGGUGCAUUUAAAGGAACACUCCACUUGUUUUUGGAAAUGGGCUCAUUCUCCAACUUAAUAAAUUGAAUUUUGUUGUUUUGGACUUAUUCACUUAUUCACUUUUGGACAACGAGCCUGUUUCCAAAACAAAGCGGAGGGUUCCUUUAAACAAGGCAUAUUAUCCGUCCACCUUGUACUUCGAUUAAAAUAAUGUCAUUGUCUCUAUUUGUUUCCCAUUAAGUGUAUUCAAAAAUAAAUUAGAAGUCUUAAAAAACCUGAAAAUAAAAUAUUUUCCUGUCAAA
Messenger RNA from Puntigrus tetrazona (Sumatra barb), 1082 nucleotides. RefSeq names its product glutaredoxin (thioltransferase) (gene glrx). The transcript has 3 exons. Bases 261 to 578 code for a protein of 105 amino acids. The record is from RefSeq and is a predicted model, not a curated record. Lineage: Eukaryota; Metazoa; Chordata; Actinopteri; Cypriniformes; Cyprinidae.